Closterium sp. Naga37s-1 is the source of this 495-nucleotide messenger RNA. The record is from the annotation of a GenBank genome assembly. NCBI's taxonomy places the organism in Eukaryota, Viridiplantae, Streptophyta, Zygnematophyceae, Desmidiales, Closteriaceae.
AUGGUGUUUCCCUCCUGUGGAACCCACUCAGAGGAGCAGCGGCCGUUUGGGGCGACUGGGGCCACAGGGGCGGAUAUUGGCACUGCUCGGAAUGUUUUUACUGUCAAGAAAGAGGAGGGUGUUGACCUGGACGCUGACGUGGAUGCUGACGUGGCUGCUGACGUGGACGCGAGAGGCAGGGUGACUCGGGCAUACAGGUACUCGAAGGCGGGGAGUGGAGGAACGGUGCCAAGGACUGCUGCUGCCAUGCAGAAAUCCAGACGGCGGGCGGCCAACAGAGCAUCAGCCAAGCGCAUCCGCAUUCGACAGCAGCAGCACCUGCAGAAACUAGAAUGUGAGACGCGUGAGCUGGCAGCGCUCUGCAAGGCGAUGAGAGCAGACCUGGCAGAGGCGAGCCGCCAGGUGGCGGCUCAUAAGGAGCGGAAUGAGGCUCUGGUGGGGGAGAAGCAGUGGCUGCUACGGCUGCUGGGGGAGAGACAGAGCAGUGGACUGUAG